This is a messenger RNA of Argentina anserina (silverweed cinquefoil), 1570 nucleotides long. RefSeq lists its product as uncharacterized. Lineage: Eukaryota; Viridiplantae; Streptophyta; Magnoliopsida; Rosales; Rosaceae. Gene Ontology annotation, molecular function: RNA binding. The record is from RefSeq and is a predicted model, not a curated record.
AUGACGAUCCUGAGAAUCAUAGGGAGUGAAGAUAAAUGGCGAGAGCGUUUGAUAGGACCCCCAGAGCUAAGGAUUGCUAGGUCGGGGGUUGGAGUUGUACGCGGUUUGCGUCCAAGUGGUUGGUGGGUUUUGAGAAACAUGAGCCACGGGUCGGUGGGAUUGGUGAUUUAUCAAGGGAAACCCGAAAUUGAUGCUCCGAAUAAACACAAGUGGUUGAGCAAGAAGAGGUUGAAGAUGAAGAGGAAGAAGGAGAAGCAGCAGAGGAAAGCAGCCAAUAGGAGGGACCCUCGUCGCCUCGGCAUCAAGGGGAAUAAGAAGAAGAAAGGGCACGGGUUUGAUAAUGCUGAUGAUAGAAUCAAGUACAAGCUUGAAAAGGCCAGAGUUAAGGAGUCUUUGCUGAUUGAGAGACUUAAGCGGUAUGAGACCAAGGGUCCUGUGGUUCAACCAAAUUAUCUGACAGGUGGGGAGCGGUUUUAUAUGAACAAAAUGGCCCAGAAGAAGUCUAACUAUGCUCCGGUUGGCAAACGAGGUAUUUUCGGUGGUGUUAUUCUUAAUAUGCAUAUGCAUUGGAAGAAACAUGAAACGUGUAAGCCUGGCCAAGUACAUGAGUAUGCACAAGAAAUUGCACUGAGUGGGGGAAUCCCAAUUCAGAUAGUUGGAGAUGAUACCAUUAUAUUUUAUCGAGGAAAGAACUAUGUGCAGCCGGAAGUAAUGUCCCCUGUAGAUACUUUAUCGAAGAAAAGGGCACUGGAGAAAUCCAAGUAUGAGCAAUCUCUUGAGUCUGUCCAGCAUUUCAUUGCUAUUGCUGAGAAGGAAUUGGAGCUCUAUUACAGGCACAUCGCACUUUAUGGUGACCCAAGUGAUAAUAUUCCCACUUCAGAUUCUGCUAGUGAUUUCUUUUCUACAGGUCUUCUUGAGACAGAAUCAGACACAGAUUCAGACCUGUUAACAACUGAUGAUUUCAGGGAUGACAACCAGUGUUUUCAAAGGCGACGCCGAGGCGUCGCCGGUGCGAGCUUUCGUGCGGGGCGACCGGAAAACGCCUCGCUUGUCCAAACCAGGGCGAGCUGCUGGAAAGGCGAAGUAAAAACCGUCGGGGCGGUCUGAUGCGGCGGGAGGCGACGGCUGAUGCGGCGGGAGGCGGAAGAUUUUCUGGGUUUUCUUCUUUCCUUUGGUCAAACCGACGUCUUUGACUAGUUUUUUUUUUUUUGCAAGAUCACUUAAAUAAUGGAAAUUUUCUGUGUUUGCAACAGAGUAUACUUCAGUCCUGGACAUGAAUUAAAUCAAAAUUUUGGGGUUAGCAGGGGCAGCAAGUUGUAUCAAAUCCAUUUGCAGAACCCUCAUGCACUGAAUUUGAAGAGCCCUCCACUGAGUUGGCAUCCUUUGCUCAUUCUCUUGUACCAACAGUAUUCUUAUUAGCUUUGUUUUUCCUAAGAGCUGUCCUCUUCUCUUCCCUGGCUUUUGCAAUCACCUCCCUAGGGGGGGAUUUCAGUUUCACUCUCUUUUCCUUUUUCUGGUCCGAGGACUUCACCUUCUGUUCAGCUUUUUUAUCCAAUGGGAAUUGUCCUUC